Messenger RNA from Achroia grisella, 1176 nucleotides. RefSeq lists its product as uncharacterized. NCBI's taxonomy places the organism in Eukaryota, Metazoa, Arthropoda, Insecta, Lepidoptera, Pyralidae. The record is from RefSeq and is a predicted model, not a curated record. The coding region runs from base 330 to 983 and encodes 217 amino acids. The transcript has a single exon.
UCGCGCAAAUUAGUGGUUUAUUGUGGUGCAAAAUAGAAGCUUGAAACUACUCCAACUCUAUUGUGGUUAAAACAAAAGAAUAAACACUGCGACCAAGCAAAAAACUUCAAAAUCAAGUAAGACGACUAAAUAUAUAUAUAACAACACAUAUACGAAAACAAAAUAUUUAACGACCAAAAUUCAUAAAUUGACAACUAUCACAAGGAAACGAUCACUGACCAGUCUGACAACUGACAUUGAAAGAGACAUUAAACGUCAAACUAUUAGUCCGAAAUACGUCAUAGUGUUUCCAACAUAAAAGCUAAACUACCAAAUAGUAGAAAUCCAUAAUGGCCAGCCAAAAUACCGCGGUGAUCACAUUAGACCAACUGAGAGAAGAACUACAUAAACAGACCACUGAAAUAUCAAAAACAAUUGAUGAAAAAAUACAACCAUUGAUAAUAGAAAAUAAAGAAUUGAAGCAGGAGGUACAAUCAUUGAUGGUGAAGAUUCUUGAAAUGGAAAAACAAACUAGAAAAAACAAUAUAAUACUGCAUGGCGUUACUGAAAAGGAAGAGAACUAUACAGAGCUUCAAGAAUUAGUUGUGGAAACUCUUAACAAGCUGAGCGUAGAAACAGCCCUACAGGAAUGGGACAAGUGGGAGCUAAGCAGAGUACAGAGGCUGGGUAAAAAGAAGGAGUCAAAAAUUAGACCUAUCUUGAUAACAUUAACCCUCACAUGGAGAAGAACUGAAAUUCUUAAAAAUAAAAGUAAGUUCCCGAAAAACAUAUAUGUAACAGAAGACUUCCCAAAGGAUAUCUUGUUAAAACGUAAAGAGUUAAAAAUCAAAAUGAAAGAAGAAAUUGCCAAAGGAAAGAAAGCAUAUAUAUCUUACGAUAAACUUGUCGUAAACGAGACACAGAAAGACAAGCGGAAACGUUCAGAAUCAUGCUCACCAAAUGCUCCAUCUACCAGUAUUUCCCAUAAUCCUCAAAAAAAAUAAAUAAAGUCAUGGAUUAUUUUAACAAGAAACCAAAAUCAAUAUCAGAAAACAAGCAAUAGCAAUUAGUAAAAGAUCCCUACCAAAGUGCAAGAUUUCAAAAUAAAACAAACAUAAAAAUAAAUAAAAAAUACAAAAACCCCACUCCGGCUGGUCACCGUGGGGUGUGCGACCAACACCCUCUAAUUCUUCAACA